Jatropha curcas is the source of this 1108-nucleotide messenger RNA. Its product is annotated as Cysteine proteinases superfamily protein. NCBI's taxonomy places the organism in Eukaryota, Viridiplantae, Streptophyta, Magnoliopsida, Malpighiales, Euphorbiaceae. The record is from RefSeq and is a predicted model, not a curated record. Gene Ontology annotation, biological process: protein deubiquitination; ERAD pathway; endoplasmic reticulum unfolded protein response. Gene Ontology annotation, cellular component: cytosol; nucleus. Gene Ontology annotation, molecular function: cysteine-type deubiquitinase activity.
UCUUCUCAUCUCACUAUCACAAAUUCAGACUCGGUGCUGUACUGUAGAAUCUAUGGCGGAGAAACUCGUGAAUGAGAAUAUAAUCGAGCAACUUAAAAAUGGAAUUGCUCAAUUCGAGCUUGUAGCUUCUCCAGUUCCUCCCAUAUUGACAUCGAAAUUCUACAAAUGUCCUCCAGCUACCCUUUUGGCGGACGACGGUCAUCGCUUUUUUGCUAGAAUUGGACAGUCGCUAGGUAGGGGAUCGCCGGCGAUGAAAAAAGUCGAGCAAUAUUCAGUACAGAAAGUUACUGGGGACGGGCGGUGUCUAUUUCGCGCAUUGGUCAAAGGAAUGGCAUUUAAUAAAGGUAUCUCUCUGAAGCCGCAAGAAGAGAGAAAUGAUGCGGAUGAUCUACGAAUGGCUGUGAAAGAAGUUAUAUGCGAUAGUAGUAAAGAACGCCGGCAGUAUGAAGAAGCACUGGUUGCAAUUACAGUUGAUGAGCCUUUGAAACGUUACUGUCAGCGCAUUGUGCGUCCUGACUUCUGGGGAGGAGAGUCAGAGCUACUGGUGCUGUCCAAGUUAUGUGGUCAACCAAUCAUUGUUUACAUCCCAGAGCAUGAGCAUACAAGGGGUGGAUGGGGCUCUGGCUUUAUUCCCAUUGCAGAGUAUGGAACUGAGUUUCGCAAGGGCUCAAAAAAUGGAAAGCCAAGGAAAGUUGUGAGGCUACUCUAUAGUGGUAAGAAUCAUUAUGACCUACUUGUCUAGGAAUUCUCAUGGAGGUUCUUUACCAGUGACCAAUACGAAAGACAUUAGUGCGGAAGAAAAUUCUCUAUUAUAUGAAAGGAAGAUUGAGCAUUGAAAUUUGCCAAGGAAAUGAAUAGAAAUUCCUGUAGAAAUUAAACAUUGAUGCAAUUUUCUCGGUCUUGCUUAUUGCGACUACUUACAAUUUUCUAUUUUGGAAGGUUGGAUGCUGCAUACUAGCUGUCUAGACUACUAAUUUUGGCUAGUUGAUGAUGCAUGAUACCUAUUUUUGUUACGGAGCAUGACUUGAUCUUUUAAUCUGGCUUGAAAUUUCCAACUGCUUAAGAAAUGACCAUUUGAGUUAGCCAUAAGUGACUACUCUUUCUUCUU